CUUCACAUCUCUCAGUUCUUAGCAAGUAUAAAUUGUUUUUUGUUCUGGUGUCCUUAAUAACAUUUCAUAUUUUCGAAGUACAUUCAACGCUUUGGUUCGCUAUCGUACCGACUGAUAUCACUGGAAAAAUUAGCUUGCGUUCCAUCCAUUUUUUCACGUCAGGAAAAGUAAAAGUAUAACAAUGAAAAGAACCACGGCCAUCUUCAUAUUUGUAGUCUUGGUGGCAGUCGAGGCACGUAUCCACCGGCAAAAACGAGAAAACAUAAACUUAGUCGCGCUCUCGCGCCCCACGUCGGUGUUAGAUGGUUUCGAUAGAGCAGGAUAUUUAAAUUUUACUCAAACUACGUCAGAUAGUCCAGUCAAUUCGAGAGCUUAUUAUGUGGGUCUGGAGGAUGGAAAGUACAUUGGCUUGAUACACGAGGCACAAGAAAUCGGUGCGAACUGCGAUACAACAGGAAAAGCACUGGCUUCGUCAUAUGAAACAGGACCUACGAAACCGUUGAUUGCCAUCUCCGUGUUCGACUUUCGCUUGGAUCAAGAAGUUUUCGGAGUCGGAGAUUAUCACGCAUCAUUGAUAAAAGACAAUCGAAAUACUAUUCUCGAUCGAGUUCUUGUCAUUCAUCGAGUGCCAUCGAAUCUCGAAAUCUUUUUCAAAGAGGCUCUCGAAAACGGACAUCAUCAAUCCAGUGUCGUGUGUGGUUUUGUCACUUUAUUCGAAGAACCAAAUGGGUCAGCAUCACCGGAGGGACUAUAAAAAAACUUGAGACCAAAAUUCUCCACUGCAUAUCAAAGAUGUGACUCACCAUCGCAGAAAUUAUACUCCUUCAAUUUUCCGAUUGGCUGAUCAAUCACUGGCGAAACAACGAAUU
Venturia canescens is the source of this 869-nucleotide messenger RNA. RefSeq lists its product as uncharacterized. The coding region runs from base 182 to 754 and encodes 190 amino acids. Lineage: Eukaryota; Metazoa; Arthropoda; Insecta; Hymenoptera; Ichneumonidae. Gene Ontology annotation, molecular function: metal ion binding. The transcript has 4 exons. The record is from RefSeq and is a predicted model, not a curated record. Gene Ontology annotation, biological process: superoxide metabolic process.